AUGGGUAAAAGUGAAUACUUGCAGAAUGUUGAGAAUGUUUCAGAUGAUAUUCUUCGAUUGCCUGUGACUUCUUUGGUUUGUAUCAGAUGUCAUACUGAAUGUACAUCGAUCACCACAAAGUGCAAGGUGCAAGUGCGGGUGCAGGAUGAGAGUGGUAGUGUUUCUUUUGUUAUGUUUGAUAGAGAUGUUCAGAAGCUUCUUGGAUUAGCGGCGAGUGACAUAAGAGAGAGACAGGUUAAGGCCAAUGAUAUUGGAUUCCCUCAUGAGAUAUUUCGAUUGGUUGAUAAAAAGGCUGCUUUUAAGAUUGAUGUUUCAGAUUUCAAUCUUAAAAAUGACUAUCAUGUUUAUACUGUGCAACAAACAACUGAUGAUCCAGCAAUAAUUGCUGAGUUGGUUGGUGGAAAUGGUAAUGGUGAUGAAAAUACCGAUGAGGUUACUCAAGAGGUAGCUGACAUUAAAGAUGUUAACCUUUCAGACUCUUCUCAGGUGUCUGCUGAACGAACUUCAAGGGAUGUUGUCUCUGUUACGGCCGACUCUUCAGCCGUUGAAGUUGAAAAGGAUUCUGGAUCAAGUCCCAAUGGAAAGUGGAUGGCUCAAGAUGUUGAUGUUGCCAACGUUAGUGAGUUGUCCACUAAUUUGAGAAGAACCCGGAAGAAGCUGACUAAGGUUAACAAUUAG
Molecule: messenger RNA, 678 nt
Organism: Helianthus annuus (common sunflower)
Lineage: Eukaryota; Viridiplantae; Streptophyta; Magnoliopsida; Asterales; Asteraceae
Exons: 4
Coding region: 1-678 (225 amino acids)
Source: RefSeq, a predicted model, not a curated record